Lottia gigantea (owl limpet) is the source of this 2757-nucleotide messenger RNA. RefSeq lists its product as hypothetical. Gene Ontology annotation, cellular component: cytosol. Lineage: Eukaryota; Metazoa; Mollusca; Gastropoda; Lottiidae. The transcript has 20 exons. Gene Ontology annotation, biological process: cytoskeleton organization. Bases 1 to 2388 code for a protein of 795 amino acids. The record is from RefSeq and is a predicted model, not a curated record.
AUGGACGCUAACUCUGCAGGAAAAAGAGGUGUUCCAAAAUUAAGAGAGCUCUUGAGAAGACAGAGACGUGACUCUGAGACAAUGUCUGAUGUCCCUGAUAUAGAAUUUGUUUAUGAUGAUGCUGAUAAGUUAAAUGUAGAGAUAUCAGAAUUAUAUAGUUACACUGAAGAAGAUGAAUAUUCUCAAAAUCAAUGUUGUUUUGAAGAGUUGUUUCACAAACAAGGAUUUGAGAAAUGGACUACUGUUAGUGAGGAAGACAGGACAAAGUUUAUAGUAUAUUUACAGAAUGAACUAGAGAUUACAGAUAGAAAUAGAAGGAAGUCUGCUAUUCAAGCUAUAUUAUAUCUUGUACAAGGUGUCUUUGGAGAAUGUGAUAAUGAAGAUAAUCAAAAUGAAUGGUCCAGAAAAAAUGUUCUCUUACUUUAUGAUCAAGAAUUGUUUAUAUCAUUUGUUGAACUGUUAGCCAUGGAAAUAGAGAAUCAAACAGCAUCAUCUGCUGCUCUGAGAAAACCAGCAGUUUCAAUAUCAGACAGUAAGGAAUUAAGAUUAAUUUUGAAUAUAUUAUAUACUAUGGUAGAAAGAAUGAGAGUGAUCGAACCCACAGAAACUGAAGAAGAAAAAAUUCUUAGAGAAAAUUUCAUAGCAGAUUUAAAUCAACCUAUUAUCGGUGAGGAUCCAUUAGCAAUCACAUUAUUUGCCAUGGUAACCAGAUUCUGUAGUGGUAGUGCACCACAUUUUCCUAUGAAGAAAGUUCUCCUGUUGUUAUGGAAAGUUGCUUUGUUGUCAUUGGGUGGUUUACGUAAUCUUCAAGAUGAGAAGAAUCGAGUAAGAGGUGAACAUGAUUUACCUCCCUUGCCAGAAGACAUGUAUGAGGUGUGUAAGAAUAUGAGAGCCUCAUCACCACCGGCGUCUGCUGCAGAUCUGAUUGAACAACAAGCUCCACGGCGAGGUACACGAGCUGGAAAAAGAAGUUUAGUCAAACAGAGUAGUUUGGAUGACCCGUUUGAAAAUGGUAAUGGUGCCGAAAGAGAUGAUGACCUCAUGCGAGACGUGGAUGCUUUAAAAUCAGAAAGUGAUGAAGAGUUACCUCCCACUCCUCCUAGACCUUCCACACCUUCUUUUGUUCAAAAGUCAUUACCAUGGAAACCAAAAGUCAGACAAAAGGAUUUGGAGAUGUUUCUAGAGUGUACACGAAACAAAUUUGUAGGUUUUCAAGUGAAGAAUGAUCAUGAUUCAUUGGCUGGUUUACCACAACCAAUACACGAAGGCGUCAAAAUCUUAAAACAGCAUCUGUAUAUAUCUUUAUCAGAAUUACAAAUAAAACGAGAGGAAGAAAUUGCUAAAAAUCCAUUAUCCAGACCUGAAAAAGAAGUUGCUAAUACACCAGCAGAAUGUCUGUAUCAAGUAAUGUUACCUAAUUUACCACAAUAUAUGAUUGCUCUAUUAAAACUAUUAUUAGCAGCUGCUCCUACUUCCAAAGCUAAAACCGAAUCUAUAAAUAUACUAGCUGAUGUACUUCCUGAAGAAAUGCCUACAACAGUAUUGCAAUCAAUGAAAUUAGGAAUAGAUGUAAAUAGACAUAAAGAAAUAAUAGUCAAAGCUAUCUCUGGUCUUUUAUUACUAUUAUUAAAACAUUUUAAACUUAACCAUAUUUAUCAGUUUGAAUUUAUGAGUCAACAUCUAGUAUUUGCUAAUUGUAUACCACUGGUGCUCAAAUUCUUCAAUCAAAAUAUUCUAUCUUAUGUUAGUGCUAAAAAUAGUAUACCAGUGUUAGAUUUUCCUAAUUGUGUAACAGGUGAUCAGCCAGAUUUAACAGCAGAAACUAUGGAAAAUGGUGAUAAUCAAACGUUUUGUUGGCGAAAUCUCUUUUCCUGUAUUAAUUUAUUAAGAAUAUUAAAUAAAUUGACCAAAUGGAAACAUUCAAGAACUAUGAUGUUAGUAGUAUUUAAAUCAGCACCAAUAUUAAAAAGAGCUUUAAAAGUCAAACACUCAAUGAUGCAGCUGUAUAUUCUGAAGCUGUUAAAAAUGCAGACCAAAUAUCUCGGUAGACAAUGGAGAAAGAGUAAUAUGAAGACAAUGUCAGCCAUAUACCAGAAAGUACGACAUCGUCUUGGUGAUGAUUGGGCUUAUGGCAAUGAUAUGGAUGCCAGACCCUGGGAUUUUCAAGCUGAAGAAUGUGCAUUAAGAGCCUGUGUAGAUAGAUUUAACAGCCGUCGGUAUGGCUCCAAUGGUACAGAUCCAGAGUUCAAACCAGUUGAUAACUGUCUACAGAGUAUCCUAGGACUAAAAUUUGAUUUGACUGAGGAAUUUAAAUAUAAUUAUGAACGUUGGUUAGAAAUGGAAGUCUUUUCACAUCAAGUUGACUGGAAUCAAAUACUGUUACAUUAGAUGGUUACUUUAAUAAUGGAAAACAUGAUCUGGAUUGUGAUAAAAUUGACUCUUUAAUCUGUGGCGGUCUUGACUAAUUGAGAGUUUAUUUUCACAUAGAAACCAUCAUUAAAGAAAGAAUUACGAAUGCAUUCUAAUAAUGUAAACCACAUUGAUAUGGGAUAAAUGCAGAUAGUGGGGCACUAAUUCUGGCCAAGUUUCACAAUUUAUCCAUUUAAAUACAUACGCUUGAUGACAAAUUUAGCAAUUGUAUCUGUAAAUGCUAUAUGGGGUUUGUGAUGUAUCUGAAACAUGCUUUUAAUUGUAGAAUAAUUGUUUACUAAUGUAUGUAGUAAAUUAUGUGUAAAAUAAAUUUUGUAUCAAAGUGUA